CACUGUUGGAUGGCCAAAAGUUAAACGUUCACACUGAGGGCAGAGGAAAAAAGUAUUGUUUUCUGGAAAACAUGGCUAAUUGCAGAUAAAACGCGACUUGCAAAUUCGGCACAUCUGUUUUCAGAGCCACCAAUAAGGCGGCAAUUAGACAAAAUCGCAGUACACAUGAAAAUUGACGCGUGUUAAAUGCUAACAAGAAAAUUCCAACACAGACCUUGAGUGGCUAACACACACACACGCGCAGACCCUACACACCUGCGUCACACAUACACACCACACACCAUACACACAGUGAUAAAGCGGAGCGAGAGGGAUAGUAGAUCGAACCGUUCCCUGUUUUUUUGUUGUUUCUGCUGAAGCAGGAAGUCGAUUUUAGGGGAUCCUUUUACUAAAUCUUGCAGCUGGCAUUAUGGUGAAUGUACCCCCGCUGCUCUGCAGCACACCCCCGCCCAUCGAUUUUGGGGAGGAAGACGACGAUUCCGGUUUACAAGCCACAAUCCAUUUGGACGAGGGUGACGAAUACUCAAAUUUUGGCUUAGUCAGCAGCUCGAAAGAACCACCUCCACCACCAGAUCCCGUGGAGGAAUUUCGAGAAAAGCCACCGGAUUUGCUGGAAAAUAAACAAACCGCCGAGGCAUUCAAUUACCAGGUGAAACAGACGAUGGAUUACGAUGUUUUCGAGGAAUCAGCACCGCCGACGCCGCCUCCGUUGAGCCUAGAACUGGAUGAUGAGGAACUGGAGGAGCAGGUGCCCUCCCUUAAGCUGGACAGUCUAAGUCUCUAUUCCACGGAAAGCGUUUCCGCCGCCUCCACGCUCUCACCGGUUGCGGAGCCAAGUGUAGCUGCUGCGCCGGCCAUGCAAACAACCAAAGCCAACAACCUUGUCCUCAGCCACCAAGUCAUGCUGGAGGAUGUGUCCGAUGACAGCGACGAGGAGUGCUCGCCAAAGAAGCCCAAAGAACUAUAUAUACGCGAGGGAGCUGUCGAUUUCUUUGCCAUAGAGGUACUGGCCACGCCAACACAACCAAAUGGAGAAGCCUUCUUCGAGGAGAAUGUGGAUCCAGGGAAAGAAGAAAACGUAGAGAAUACCCCCCAACGAGAAGAAAGCUUUAGAAGUUUGGAAGCCCGUGCGGAAAGUUCAAGUAACUUAGAAAAGCCUUUGAAUAAUCAAAGCUCAGGCUUAUCAAAUCCACAAAGUCAGGAGGAAUCCCCUUACGAAUGGGGUGAAUCAGCAAAUAGUGAUACAUUUCCAUUUACAAACUUUGAAGCGACGCCAAAAGACGUAGUACACAGAGAAAUUGUUCCCGAAAUCGUAAAGGCAGACGACGAUGAUGAUGACUUUGGUGACUUUGCGGAUUUCUCAGCGGCUGAACCACAGCUAGAAAUCAAGGAAUAUUCAACGUCAGCUUUAUCUAGCUCUGCCUUUGAGGCACCUUCCUUAGCAAUCGAUUCCCCAACGGAAUCGAAACCUUCAGAGGUUAAGACGGCUGCUCCCACAGAAGAAUCCUCUAAUUUAGCGCCUACGGAACCGGACGAUGGCUUCGAUGAUUUUCAGGAGUUUGCCACGCCCGCGAACGGAAACGGAAACCAUGGUCAAAGCGAAGAUGAUGAUGAUUUCGGGGACUUUGCGGAGCCCGUAGUGGCUGCUGUUUCCGUACCUCCGCCGCCGCCGCCAGCUGCUGUGCACCUAAGCAUAGAUGAAAGGGUUAAGCCAGUCCUUGAGAUGAUGUUUCCGCAGUCAAAGGAGCUGGACAGCAAGAAUGUGGACAAUCGCAGACCUUUGGCGCAGUGUCAGCGAUUCAACUUUGGUGCCAUAGAGCAUGCCCAAGCUCUCGAUUACCAAUGGAGCAGUUCGGAAAUGAGGCAUGCCCUCGUUCGAUCGCUGGGCAUCGAUUCAAGGAAUAUACUCUUCGGCGACAAGUGGAACGCAUCGAUGCCCCGUUUUGCUGCCAAUCUGAGCUUUGAUCCACUGAAGCCGCUGAAACCUCAAUCGACCGGCGCCGCAAGCGUCUUGGAGCCCAUUUCCAAUAGCACCAGCUACCAGGAAUCACAUGUACAGACAUUACAAUUGGAACAACUAGACCAACAACUAACGGUGGUGGCUAAUGCUGAUAAAAUAAAUCUUGUUACCUCUAACUCCCACACCAAUAACAACAACGAUGAUAAUGGUGAUAACGUCGAUCAUGGUGCUGCCCCCGUCGAUCAACUGGAUUGUAUGCCACCUGUAAUGGAUUUGAUGACCCAUAACGAUCACAAUUUGACAAUCGAUUUGCACCACUCUCCACCACUCACACAUUUUGCCACCAUCUGCAACAACAACAACAACAACAAUAACGUUAAUAACAAUCUUAACAAUCCAAACAACAAUCAUGCAACAAUGACAAUAACAAUUAACACAAACCUCACUGCUCACGACGCCUUGCUGGAUUUUAGAUUGGAAAACGCCCCCGCAACAACGGCGAGCCAAACUCAAACGCGGACUGGCCCGCCUCAUGGGGAAGGGUCCUCCGGCAACGGUUCCGGUAGCAAUUCCGGCAGCAAUUCCGACGGCGAAGAGCGACAUAGUCAUAGCUACCAGCCAACUGCAGUGCCCAGUCCCGAAUCGAACCAUAUUGAAUCCACAGCAGCGGCAUCAGCAGCAGCUGUUGCUGCAGCAGCAGCGACGCUACCGACUGCUCUACCAGCAGACAGCCCUGCCCACCAACUCAACGGCGGUGAGCAGCUGCAUCAGCAGCGGUCGGAACCGGAGCAGUUUGAUUUGAGGAGCACUCCACCGGGCGUAGCGGCAGCUCAGGAGGAGAUCGUGGGCAGCUCGAUGGCCAGCUAUUCGGUGCCGCUGAAGGAGACCCACAUCUACACACCCUCCAAAUCGGAUACGGCGGUGGCCAAGACCACCACACUAGCACCCAUUGAUUUCGACUACGAGAUGGCUGCGACGGGCAUUAUCAUCGAUGAGACGGUGGUCAAGAAGGAGUAUCGCGAUGUGGAGUACAAACCACCAUUUGGUCUGGAUUCGCCCAGCAAACUGAGUGGCAAUGGUGCUGCCAGCAGCUUUCAGUUGCCACCACAGACGACCGAAGACGACGACUUCAGUGAUUUUCAAUCUAUGCCGGCGCCCAGGUCACGACUGGAUACACCCACUUUUGGCGAACAGAUGAUCCUCAGUCCGGCUAUUCUGCUGCCCCAAGCCAUUCCGUUGGCAAAGAAGCCAGCCGCAACUAUUGAAUGGGGCGACAAUGCCCUGGCCAGCAUAAAUGCCGAGGAAAUGGCCAGGAUAGAGGAGUUGUUCUCCUCGCAGGCCAAACCGCUCACCAUAAGCGCUUCAGUGGCCAAGAAACCAGCAGCGCCUUCCACGCCAGCUCCGUCGCAACCUCAAGAAGACGAUGAGUGGUCGGAUUUUGUCUCUGUUCCAGUCACCCAACAGCAAUCGCAUCAACCGCAGCAAAACGCAAUCGCUAACAACAAUAAUAUCGUCAACAGCAACACUAGGAAACCAGCUGCUCCCAAAGAAGAUGAUUGGUCGGAUUUUGUGAGCAGUACUACGCCUGCUCGACCGGCUCCCCCCCAAUUCAAUUCCGGUGCCUGGCAGAGCGCUAACUUCUACAACAAUCCCCUGAGUUUGUACCAGGCACAGCAGCAUCAGCAGCAAACCCACAGCAAUCUUGUGCCCAAAGGCAGCAGCGGCAGCAGCAGCAGCAGCAAUAACAACAAUGUGCCAGCCAUUCCACAGCAAAUACACAUCAUGCACGACUUUUCGACUGCGCCCGUUCCUGGAGGACUGGGUGUGGGUGCCACCUACCAGCAGCAGCAUCAGCGGCAGCAGUUCCAAAUCGGCAACGCCAAGGUGGCCCCACGCAUCUCCCUCAUUCCCGAUCUCAGCUUCGUCGCACCGGCCUUGCCCACCAAUGCUGGUGCCUUCAUGGGUGCGCUUCCCAAACCGAGUUUCGCUACCAAGAAAUGACACAAGAAGCUGAGGGUGGGCGUUGGGCGGCUCCAGCAGCAGCAGCAGCGUCCGCAUGUGGGCGCACCACGCCCACUGGGCGGCGGGGAGGCCACCAUCCUCACAUAGGCAAACAGGACAAUGGACGUGUGCCUCGCGGGGAGCCAGUCAGUAUUAUGAAUCCGUCUGAUAUUCACCAUAAUCCGAACCGUCACACACAUGCAGUUUGAGACAAGCUGUGUUCCAUGUUGUUGUCGUUGUUGUUAACGUUGUCGUUGGCGUAAUUGUUGUUGUUGUUGUUGUGCAUGCAUGUUGUAGUCUUAGGCGUAAAUCAGGAUUUGGAGCGAAACAAAAAGUAAACAUUCUGUGCAAUAGUUGGAUUUUAAAUUUAUGUUGUACUUCAUUUUGACGAAAAGAAAUCAUAGUUUUCAAAAGGAA
Messenger RNA from Drosophila santomea, 4378 nucleotides. RefSeq lists its product as uncharacterized. Gene Ontology annotation, biological process: intracellular transport. The transcript is spliced from 5 exons. The record is from RefSeq and is a predicted model, not a curated record. Gene Ontology annotation, molecular function: clathrin binding. NCBI's taxonomy places the organism in Eukaryota, Metazoa, Arthropoda, Insecta, Diptera, Drosophilidae. The coding region runs from base 410 to 3961 and encodes 1183 amino acids. Gene Ontology annotation, cellular component: AP-1 adaptor complex; trans-Golgi network membrane.